AUGGUUGUGAAGAAACUCCUUACCCUGGUUCUCCUAACCAGACCAAAUCAAGUUCUGCUUGGAAUGAAGAAAAGAGGAUUUGGCAAAGGCAGAUGGAAUGGAUUUGGGGGAAAGGUGGAGAAAGGAGAAACCAUUUUAGAGGCUGCAAAAAGAGAGCUCUUUGAAGAAUCAAGUUUGAAAUCAGACAGUUUGACAAAGAUUGGAAUAAUUGAUUUCCAAUUUGUUGGUGAUCCACAAAUUUUAGAAGUCCAUAUUUUCACUUCAACCCAGUUUGAGGGAGAACCAACAGAAAGCCCAGAGAUGAGUCCUAAGUGGUUUAAUGUGGAGGACAUUCCCUUUGAGACUAUGUGGCCGGACGACUGUCUCUGGUUUCCGAUGCUUCUUAGCGGGACAAAAUUCCAAGGAUACUUUCUUUUUCAAGGACACGAUAAAAUUCUUAAUUACACUCUUGAUGAAGUCAAUGAACUGCCAAAUUAAUUGGAGUGUAUGUACGUGAUAUAGAAAUUUUAACAAAAAAUUAGUCAGAGAACGCUGUUUGGACUUGGUAGUUUUACUAAUGUUGGGAUGUUUUUAUAUGAGAAGUAAUGUACAAUCUGGUAUAUUAGUAGACAUUUUUAUAUUAGUUUGCUUUGUAGAAAAAAAAAAAUCUGUAAAAUGUUAAAA
Molecule: messenger RNA, 663 nt
Organism: Saccostrea echinata
Lineage: Eukaryota; Metazoa; Mollusca; Bivalvia; Ostreida; Ostreidae
Product: oxidized purine nucleoside triphosphate hydrolase-like
Exons: 3
Coding region: 1-477 (158 amino acids)
Biological process (GO): DNA protection
Molecular function (GO): 8-oxo-7,8-dihydroguanosine triphosphate pyrophosphatase activity
Source: RefSeq, a predicted model, not a curated record